AUGGGGGUUGCAGGUGGAGGUGGUGGCUGGCAAGGUGAUAGUCUGCUUCCUCAGGCUGGGAAGUCCCUUCUGGAAGGUGGAGAAGGGGGUCAAGCUUGUUCUCAAGCACUAGCCAAGCUCCAGUGGGCCACCUCUGGUGGUUUUGGCGGGGGAGGAGGAGCUUGUACUUCUGGAGGAGGAGGCGGAGGCUACAGAGGGGGGCAUGCCUCCGAUAAUGAUGAUAUCACAGCCAGUGGGCAGGAUGGCAUCUCUUUUGUGAACCCCAUUGGAGAGAUCUUCUUGCAUCCCCUGGCAGCCAUGGAAAGUCAUGGUGAGGUGGAGGUUCAGAUCUAUCUUAACUGCAGCCACUGCCACUCAGACAACUGUAAGCGGGAUCCUGACACAAACCUGCCAGUCUGCCAAUGUGAGAUGGGGGCUGUGCUAGCCAACGACAAUGUCACCUGCACUGUGCCCCAGGGUCCUAUCCCAGAGGGACACCUGCCUCUUCCACUCCUCCUAGCUGUGGUGGCUGUGAUUGUGGUGCUUGGAAUCAUCCUCACUUGUGGCAGCCUAUCUAUCAUUUAUCACCUUAAGAAGCAGCAGCUGGAAGGAGCCAGAGCACGACUGCAGAGCCCAGAAUAUAAACUGAGCAAAAUCCGCACGUCAGCCAUUAUGACAGAUUACAACCCCAACUACUGCUUCGCAGGGAAGGCCGCUGCUCUGAGCGAGCUGAAGGAGAUCCCACGGAAGAACAUCUCUCUGCUUAGGGCACUAGGACAUGGUGCAUUUGGUGAGGUUUAUGAGGGAACCGUGGUAGGCAUUGCAGGGGAUCCCAACCCUCUUCAAGUGGCUAUCAAGACCCUGCCAGAAGUCUGCUCUGAGCAGGAUGAAAUGGAUUUCCUGAUGGAAGCAUUGAUUAUCAGUAAAUUCAAUCACCAAAAUAUUGUGCAGUGCAUCGGUGUUAGCCUACAGACGCUGCCUCGCUUCAUUCUGCUUGAGCUCAUGGCUGGAGGAGAUAUGAAGAGCUUUCUUCGGCAGAAUCGACCCAGGGUGAACAUAGCUAGGGAUAUUGCCCGCGGCUGUAAAUAUCUGGAAGAGAAUCAUUUCAUCCACAGAGAUAUAGCUGCAAGGAAUUGCCUUUUGACCUGUACUGGAGCAGGACGAAUAGCCAAGAUUGGUGACUUUGGGAUGGCCAGGGAUAUUUACAGAGCAAGUUACUACCGCAAGGGAGGAAGAGCCAUGCUUCCUGUCAAGUGGAUGCCACCAGAAGCUUUUCUAGAGGGCAUUUUCACCUCCAAGACUGAUACCUGGUCCUUUGGUGUGCUACUUUGGGAGAUUUUUUCUCUAGGCUACAUGCCCUACCCUUGCAAAACCAAUCAGGAAGUGCUGGAAUUUGUCACCAGUGGAGGAAGAAUGGAUCCACCAAAAAACUGUCCAGGGCCAGUGUACCGGAUCAUGACACAGUGCUGGCAGCACAGCCCAGAGUAUCGGCCAAACUUUUCCACCAUCCUGGAAAGAAUCAAGUAUUGUACACAGGACCCUGAUGUGAUCAACACUGAGCUGCCCAUGGAGUGUGGCCCAGCACCAGAGGAUGAAGGGAGUAUGGUCACGCGCCCAAACAUUUCCAGUGGGAUAGUGCCCCUGUUGGUAAGCCCUUCUCUCACACCUCAGAUGACGCCUAAAACGCUGGCCUCCCACCAUGCUGCACAUAAACUUGUUCAAUGUCCACAAGAGCUACUGGUGGAGAACCUGAGCAACCGGACUGCUCGAGGGCCCAGCCUGCCAUGCCUUAGCAAUUUCAACAGUGAGUCUUGGUUCCAGCAGACCUCAAACCAGAAGUUGGAGCACAGCAAUCCACCAACCCACAGACUUAAAAACAAAACAAAAAAUCUUUGGAACCCAACCUAUGGAUCAUGGGUGCUAGAGAACAUCUGUCACUUCAGCCCCAGCUCUAAGCUCAAAGCAACUCCAGAGCGGGAAGAUUCGGGCUUUGAUGGGAAUUGCAGUUCUUCUCCUAGCUCUCGGGCAUCUCCAGCAUCUCCAAGUCGAAGCAACUGCCCUCACCUGGAUAUCGGUGGAAUUGAACUGGUGAAACUCCAGACUUUCCCCUGCGGCAAUGUAAAUUAUGCUUAUGAUGACCUGUGCUGUAGCACUGACCACCAGCCAUCAGCUUUGGCAGAGGUCAGAGCAGCUGUGCUAAGGACCUCCAGUCUGCAUAGAGAUGAAAAGCCUUUUUAUAAAACAGAGAAAACAUCAAGAGAGAGGGACUCUGGUCUGUCUUUGUCAGAUGACCUGAGUGUUACUCCGGUGUAA
Molecule: messenger RNA, 2292 nt
Organism: Tauraco erythrolophus (red-crested turaco)
Lineage: Eukaryota; Metazoa; Chordata; Aves; Musophagiformes; Musophagidae
Source: RefSeq, a predicted model, not a curated record